Phytomonas sp. Hart1 is the source of this 399-nucleotide messenger RNA. NCBI's taxonomy places the organism in Eukaryota, Euglenozoa, Kinetoplastea, Trypanosomatida, Trypanosomatidae. The record is from the annotation of a GenBank genome assembly.
AUGCGCACGACGACGAUCGACGCCGUUGUCGUCGGGGCCGACCGCGUCUGCCAGAAUGGGGAUACGGCGAAUAAGAUCGGGACCUACCACCUCGCCGUCGCCGCGAAGUACCACGGAGUGAAGUUCUACGUCGCGGCGCCUUCCACCACACUUGACCCAAACACGCCAAACGGGGGGGAGGUCAAUAUCGAGGAGCGCGAUCCGGCGGAAAUUACAACAAAUAUGAUUACAAAGCAGCGUGUGGUGGCGGAUGGACCAAAUUUAAAGGUGUGGAAUCCGGUUUUUGAUAUCACCCCCUCAGAGCUUAUCACAGGGGGAUUUAUCACGGAGAAAGGCGUAUUCGAACCAAAAAACACUGCACCGUACUUUGAUAUUAAGGAGAUUGUGGAUUUCAAGUAA